AUGUCAAGGGCGCUUGAUCCCAGUGUCAAGGAAGCUCUGGGAAACGGCCGUCACGCGGACGUCUUUGAACAGGUGGCAACCGUCUUCUCGACCACACAACAGCAACAUGGAUACCUCGAGAUAGAGAUACUGCCGCGAAGCCACGCCGUGGACGAGAGCGCGCACUUUCUGCAAGACGGGCGCUUCGUCGCGAUCCCCCGGCUGAGGCUAGCACAGGCAUUCCUACACGCCCGCCGCAUCCUAGCAAGCUCCCUGUCGCAGAGCGGCGAACCCGUCGCCGGCGAUGACGACGAGCUGCAAAGCUCCACGGCCGUCAUCCUCCUCAUGGACCCGGAACAUCUUACGGCAGCCAACACCAGGAAAAGACUGCUGCUGCGGAAACGGCAGAGCCAGGCGGCGGGCAGCGCCGGAUACAGGGAGAGGCUCGCCCGCGAGUCGUUCGUCCUCAACAGCCUGCUGACCAGCAGGCUGCACCGACACACAAAGUCGCCCGUGCUGUGGAAUCACAAACGAUGGCUGCUGCGGCAGAUGGAGCAGGCGGAGCUGCCGGUGGACACGGCGCACGAGUUCGAGAGGGUCAUAUGCGUUGCGGCAGAGAGGCACGCGCGAAACUACCACGCCUGGUCGUAUGCGAGGGAUGUGAUGGCGCUGCGGACCUCGCGCGAGGGACGCGGCACCGGCCAGCCGGAUACCGGGGCGGGUGAGAUUGUCGCCCUGGUUGCGAGGUGGUGCCGCCUUCACCACGACGACAUAUCGGGCUGGUCGUUCCUGCUGCACCUUGCGCUGCUGUUUCCGAGCAGGGCCGCGGGGGUGUUUGACGACGUGGUGUCGCUGACUGAGAAGUACAGAUGGCGCAACGAGUCGGUCUGGCACUUUGUCAGAAAUGCUGCUCUGGUCCCGGGUGUUCAUCAAGUCCAAGUCCAGCCGACGGACGAGGCGCGUGUGACUCGAGUGUGGAAGAUGCUGAGAAGAGAGGUGGCAGAGGAGGGGGAUCUGGAAGCACGCAUGCUGGAGGCCAAGAUCCUGGAUAGAGCGGCAGGCUAUAUUGGAGUCGACCCGGACAGUUGGAGGGCAUAG
Messenger RNA from Ustilaginoidea virens, 1077 nucleotides. RefSeq lists its product as uncharacterized. The record is from RefSeq and is a predicted model, not a curated record. Lineage: Eukaryota; Fungi; Ascomycota; Sordariomycetes; Hypocreales; Clavicipitaceae. Gene Ontology annotation, cellular component: cytoplasm. The transcript has a single exon. Gene Ontology annotation, molecular function: protein prenyltransferase activity. Gene Ontology annotation, biological process: protein prenylation. The coding region runs from base 1 to 1077 and encodes 358 amino acids.